AUUCCUCUGCACAGGUGAGUAGCUGCUAUUUAAUGAGUGAGAUGUUAGAAAGCUGAGACAAUUUCUCCACACCUUACAACCUGCUUUCCCUUUCUCGGUCACCCCUGCAGAAAACAUCAUGGUAUCUCAGCUGGAGAACGCAAUGGACAGCCUCAUAAAAGUGUUCCACACGUAUUCUUCCAGAGAGGGAGACAAAUACAAGCUGAGUAGAGUGGAGCUGAAGAGUCUUCUACAGGGAGAACUAAGUGACUUCUUAGCAGCAACUAAAGAUCCGCUGGUUGUGGAGAAGAUAAUGUCUGAUCUGGAUGAGAACCGGGACGGAGAGGUGGACUUCCAGGAGUUUGUAGUUUUAGUGGCAGCCCUUACUGUGGCUUGUAAUGAUUUCUUUGUUGAAACUAUGAAACACUGAGAAGUUAAGGUUAUCUUCUGUGGCUCAUUAAUAAAAUAUUGCAAUGAA
Astyanax mexicanus (Mexican tetra) is the source of this 457-nucleotide messenger RNA. It is a transcript of the gene s100a1, whose product is annotated as S100 calcium binding protein A1. NCBI's taxonomy places the organism in Eukaryota, Metazoa, Chordata, Actinopteri, Characiformes, Acestrorhamphidae. Gene Ontology annotation, molecular function: calcium ion binding. The record is from RefSeq and is a predicted model, not a curated record. Bases 119 to 409 code for a protein of 96 amino acids. The transcript is spliced from 3 exons.